ACCAACAGACGAGUGAUAAUUGCUACCACUAUUUGUCGUAUACGACCCCGUGGAACCAACACCUAUACGAUUCACACAGCUUAUACAAAUACUCUUCGACACAUGCCAGGCCCCUGGCACACUCUCCUCACCCAUCUCCCCUUGAAAUACCACGUCCUCACUGGUCGGCGAAUGUACUACAUCCACGCGCUGCACGCCUCUUACGGAUUCGUGGUCCGCAUCUCUCCCCACGAAGUAGCCGUCGCAGACCCAGCAGGCUUCACCGCAAUCCAUCGCAUCGGGGGUGGGUUCCUCAAGGCGCCGUGGUACGAGGAGUCCAACGCGCCUGACGGGGGCGAGCCGAGCAUCUUUGCGAUGCGGGAUCCUCGGAAACAUGUUAUUCGCAGGAAACUACUGGGCAGGGUCUUCACAAAAACUUCGCUCAGGAAAGAAUGGGAGGGCGUCGUUAGAGAAAAGGUUGAGAUGGUUGUGGGUAAGAUACGUGGAGAGGCGGAGGGAGGGGGGUGCUCGGAUGUGUUGAAGUGGUUCACCAUGAUGGCGACUGAUGUCGUGGCUCACUUGUGCUUCGGGGAGUCUUUUAAUAUGCUGGAACUGGGCGAGAAAAACGACUAUAUGAAGAUGCUGGAACUUAUCUCGGUCCAAAACAUCAUGCGCUACGAGCUGCCCUGGCUGCACUUCAUCCGCUCCCACAUACCAUUCCUAAAAUCGUCGAUAGACCUCGUCGACGCACAAGCUGUCCUCGGCAGCUACGGUAACCGAGCUCUGGAGAGUCUACGCCAGAACAGUGAUCGCGGCAGGACGCUAUUCGCGACCUUGUUGGACGCCCUCGACGCGGACAACACCGGCGACGGUGAAAAGAACGCCGACACAAACAUGAAGCUCACCGAGGAAAUGGUGCAGAGAGAAAGUCGAAGCAUGAUUAUCGGCGGCUCGGACACGACGUCAAUCACGCCGGCGUAUCUAGUCUGGGCGGUUGUAAAGCGACCUGACCUCAGACUAAAGUUGGAAGACGAGGUCGCGGGAUUGAGCCCUGACUUCGACGAUAAUGCGCUGGAAAAGCUUCCGUUGCUCAACGCUGUGAUUGAUGAGACGUUGAGGCUGUACGGCGCCGUUCCGGGCCAGCUGUCGAGGUCGGUGCCAGCGGGCGGCGCUACGCUCGGGGGAUGUUUUGUACCCGACGGAGCCACGGUGGAGACGCAAGCGUAUACACUUCAUCGGGAUCCGGAGGUAUGGCCGGAUCCCCUACGCUUUGACGAGACGCGAUUCCGAGACCAAAGCAAACUCACUCCAAACCAGAAACGCCUUUUUUCGCCCUGGGGCGCCGGCUCACGAAUCUGCCUCGGCGUCGAGCUCGCCAGAAUGGAACUUAGAUUGGCCGUGGCCGUGCUCUUUCGGGAGUGCAGGGGGUUGAGAAUGGCGCCUUGAUAUGACGGAUGAGAUGAUGGAGAUGGAGAACUUCUUCAUGAUCAGCCCUGUUGGGCACAAGUGCGAAGUGACUCUGCCAUAACCCGCUGAAGAUCAAAAAAGAAAAAUCGGUGGUGGCUUGUAGUUGCGUAGAACGUGGCUCGGGGUUUCCGGAUCGCGCAAUUUGAGAUCGGCAUUGGACAAUGGGCAGAAUUUUGGGAGAUUUGACUCAUGGCGAUUAGGUUUUCAGAAUGUCAUGCCACGAUCAGUUGCCGCGAUGCGGUGUUUGACAGGUUUUGAACCGUUUGGUAGAUCUUCAAGAUGUUGAUCCAUUUGAACCUC
Colletotrichum phormii is the source of this 1746-nucleotide messenger RNA. RefSeq names its product cytochrome P450. Gene Ontology annotation, molecular function: iron ion binding; monooxygenase activity; oxidoreductase activity, acting on paired donors, with incorporation or reduction of molecular oxygen. The record is from RefSeq and is a predicted model, not a curated record. Lineage: Eukaryota; Fungi; Ascomycota; Sordariomycetes; Glomerellales; Glomerellaceae. The transcript has 4 exons. The coding region runs from base 103 to 1425 and encodes 440 amino acids.